AAAUGUCAAUCGUAUUUAUAGUAAUCAUAGCAGCCACGAUUCAAUUGAAUACUUUAUAUAGAAGAAUUGAAAUGAAUCGUGGCUGCCUGGCUGCCAUUUGACAACCGCAAAGUAAACAAAAAUCAAAUACAAAGAUGUGUAAAAGUAGAAUAAAACAUUAAAUCGUGUAAUAAAUACUUACCAAGAUCGUCUAAUUUCAAUAUACCAAACUUCAAAUAAGUUUAUACUGAGUGCAAAACAAAAUAUGACCAUGUCGUAUUUUAAAAACAUAGCCAAAGUAUUUAUGGGAUGCUGUGUGAGCUCGUUUCUCAUGGAAAUAAUGAUGGAAAAAGCAUCGAAUACGGCAAACUUUGUAACAUUUCUUCAAUUCUUCUUCAUAUCCCUCCAAGGGGGUAUAACUUUAAAAUCUCGUAUGUUUACACCUCGAAUACCACUUAAAGAAUAUUUCAUAUUAAUAUCAUUAUUUUUUAUAACGAGCGUGGCCAAUAACUAUGUGUAUGCUUUGCAUGUGCCCUCAACACUACACAUGAUCAUAAGAUCUGCCUCGUCACCAGCCAGUAUGCUAGUGAGCUGGUAUGCAAAAAAACAGAGGCCAAGAACUACUGCACUCAUAGGAUCUGUUAUAAUAAGCAUUGGAGUAGCACUGGCAAUGUAUGGAGGUGCUACUGUGGUUGAACAGAGAAAGGGUAACUUCCUACAAUGGUGUUUGGGUGUUACUAUAUUGCUGGCUAUGCUCAUUGUUGGAGCUUUGACUGGACUGCAGCAAGAGGUGCUUUUCAGAAAGUUUGGAAAACAUCCAGUAGAGAUGCUCUUCUACACUCACAUGGUACCAUUACCACUAUUCCUUGGCAUAUAUCCCCAACUGAAGGGCAUAGCAACUAGCCUACCUUCUACUCUUUGGUUAAUCCUAUCUAUUAACAUUAUAUCACAAUUUUACUGUACACAUUCUGUCCAUGAACUUGCUACAAGAGAAACCUCUACAACUGUUACAUUUAUAUUAACUUUAAGAAAGUUUGUUUCACUUAUGAUAUCAACCAUAGUUUUUAAGAAUAAUCUGACUGUUUUACAUGUUAUUGGAACUGUGUUUGUGGUAGCUGGGACAUAUUUUUAUUUUGACUUUUUUGCUGGUAGAAAUCAGCAGCCUGUUAGUUAUAAAGCUAGCAAGGCUCAAAGUAACCUUAAAAAAGGCAAUUAGUACAUAAGAUUAUACUUUAGUGUAAAAAAAUUCAAGUAUUUAUUGGUGUUGGAUAAAAAGUGAAAAAAUUACAUUGUUUAUCUAUUUUUAAGGUUCUUGGUGAAAAUUAGAUUCUUUUAGUACAUCAAUCUCCUAUUCAAAAGUAGAUGCACAAUUAGCGACCAAAAAACAUCGUUUUUUGCAACACACAACACUUAAUUCAAGUAGUCGCAAUUGGAAAUUCAACCAUAAACUCGAUCCUUAAGGUUGAAUUUGCCCUGAAUUUGGGAUUUUAUUGAAUAUUGGACUAUAUUUAAUGGCCUUUAGAUAUAAUUUACUUUACCAAUAAAACUGUCAAUGCAAAAUUGGCCAGUUUUUAAGUGAAAUUUUCUACAUGACUGCGUCCUUUUACGAUAAGGGGUCAAUAUUUAAGUAUUACUUUUAAAUCAAUAUUUGGUCCUGUAUAUAGUCUAGAUAAUCUUUUGUUAAAAUUUAUGGUUGUGAUGUUACCUGUUGUGGAAUAUGAACAUGAGAUCUGAUAUAUUGGUUGUUAAAUAAAACAUUUUAUUACUUAAAA
Bicyclus anynana (squinting bush brown) is the source of this 1751-nucleotide messenger RNA. RefSeq names its product UDP-xylose and UDP-N-acetylglucosamine transporter. Gene Ontology annotation, cellular component: Golgi membrane; endoplasmic reticulum membrane. Gene Ontology annotation, biological process: transmembrane transport. The record is from RefSeq and is a predicted model, not a curated record. Gene Ontology annotation, molecular function: UDP-N-acetylglucosamine transmembrane transporter activity. Lineage: Eukaryota; Metazoa; Arthropoda; Insecta; Lepidoptera; Nymphalidae. The coding region runs from base 245 to 1195 and encodes 316 amino acids. The transcript is spliced from 4 exons.